Colossoma macropomum (tambaqui) is the source of this 1589-nucleotide messenger RNA. RefSeq names its product tumor necrosis factor receptor superfamily, member 18 (gene tnfrsf18). The transcript is spliced from 6 exons. Lineage: Eukaryota; Metazoa; Chordata; Actinopteri; Characiformes; Serrasalmidae. Gene Ontology annotation, biological process: positive regulation of cell adhesion. The record is from RefSeq and is a predicted model, not a curated record. The coding region runs from base 17 to 721 and encodes 234 amino acids. Gene Ontology annotation, cellular component: external side of plasma membrane. Gene Ontology annotation, molecular function: protein binding.
UGAGCCGCUUCCUAUUAUGGACAGUGUAAAGCUUGGACUGAAGCUGUUUGCCGUGGGCUGUUUCUUGUCCAUGUGCCUGGCUGUUGACUGUAACUGGAAGACUCAUUAUGAAUAUAAUGGGAAAUGUUGUCUGGCAUGUCCUGCAGGCAAAUAUCAUAAAGAACCCUGUAGCAGUCAUUGUGAGGAGUGCACAAAAAACGCUAGUAACACCAGGUGUGCCUGCAGUGACAACCCCUUGUGUAGUGACGAUCAUUGUUCUGAAUGCGGACCCAGACUGCGGUGCAAACGUGGAGAAGAACUCAGGAGAAUAGGUGCCUUUUCUUUCACAUAUGUUUGUAAACCAUGCCCAGACAACAUGUACAGCGAUGCUGAGGACAGCAUGUGUGAACCCAUAGUAAACUGCAGAAAACUCGGUUUGGGUGAGCUCUUCCCUGGAAACAGGACGCACAACGCAAGAUGUGGUUGGCAAGAUUCGGAUCAGCUGACUCAUAAGGUCAUAGUGGUGUGCUUAGCCAUCAACGGUCUGAUCUGCCUGGCGCUGCUAAUUAAUGCCUGCAUUCGAAGGUCUACAGACAGGAGAAAGAAGUACAGACGCCGAUCAACCGCACGCACACUGGUCGUGCCCUCUGAAGAAUGCACGUGUAAACUCUCCAAGGAGGAAAUGGGGGAUGAGUGUGACAGUGAUGUCUCUGACAUUUCCACUUCAAAACCUGAAGUCUGAAGUGAUUUUCCCUAGAAUCUAUCUCGGAUUACAGCUAUGGCCAGCAGCCCCACUGAAGGGUCGAUUCUGGAGAACUCGCUGUUCAUUGCACAGAAACGGACGGUUUACUUUGGAGGACUUUCAAUCUUGUGCCUGUACCAUUUCACAUGGUGAGAGUUGUGGAGACUUCUUCUUAAAGAUUUGUUACGUGUUUCUUCGGGUUGGUAGGUUGUAGCAAAAAAAACUGAUAUACGACUUUACCCUUAAUCCAGAACACAGUAAAUCAGUCAGGAGAUGUUUGGUGUCUGACGUUUGCUUCUUUAAGUUUUGCACUGGAGUUACAAAGCUAAUGCAGCUAAUUGCAAUUAAGUAAUGGACAUUUAUACCCAACCAAUUAGCACUGUGCAAACUGCCCGCCUAAAUCAUCCAGCACUUGCCUUGAGAUGUUAAAGGGACACUUUGGCCCAAAUGAAAAAUUGAAGCAUCGCUACAUCUUUUGUAAACAAGUUAACUCGCCUCUUACAGCAAUGCCUCAGUAGCCUCUGAAGUGAGAUUUCUUGGUUUAAAGUCUAGGAAACCCCUCUUCUGAUGAGGUAUCUUGAAGGGGAAAGUAAAUUUUAAAAGACUACCGCUGCAUUUAGGUGGAUUUGAGGUCUUUUUCUGCUAGUGCGUUAAUUUUGUAACUGAAUUAUCAUUAUUUAACAAAGAAAAAAGUUGACCAGUUGAGGAUAGUGCUAUAUCAGUGAUGCUGGCAAGAAACACAGAAGUAUUUCUUAUAAUCUUUAUCAAUAAUUCAGGAUUUAUUGACACCACAAGGAUUCCCAAUGACUGUGUGGUGUAUUUGCAUAAUGCAUGCUGGUUAUUGUAAUUAGAGAAUGAAAACACGAAA